Messenger RNA from Culex pipiens pallens (northern house mosquito), 2433 nucleotides. RefSeq names its product ER degradation-enhancing alpha-mannosidase-like protein 2 (gene Edem1). The transcript is spliced from 2 exons. Lineage: Eukaryota; Metazoa; Arthropoda; Insecta; Diptera; Culicidae. Gene Ontology annotation, biological process: carbohydrate metabolic process; mannose trimming involved in glycoprotein ERAD pathway; endoplasmic reticulum mannose trimming. Bases 23 to 2392 code for a protein of 789 amino acids. Gene Ontology annotation, molecular function: calcium ion binding; mannosyl-oligosaccharide 1,2-alpha-mannosidase activity. Gene Ontology annotation, cellular component: membrane; endoplasmic reticulum. The record is from RefSeq and is a predicted model, not a curated record.
GGCAAAUCGAAUCAAACUUUUGAUGUCGUGUCCACCGUCGUCGUCGCAGCCAAAAAUGAAGCGGUUCCGUCGUUCCGGCGGCAGUCGGAACGUGUUCCUGCUGGUGCUCUUGGUGCCACUGCUCGUGGGCAGCGUUUCCUGCCUGCGGAAGUACACCAAACAGGACAUGCUGCGGUUGAGGGAGGAGGUCCGGGCCAUGUUCCAGCACGCGUACGACGGCUAUCUGAAGUACGCGUCCAAGUACGACGAGUUGCGGCCGUUGAGCUGCGACGGAGUGGACACCUGGGGCAGUUACUCGCUGACGUUGAUUGACGCGCUGGACACGCUGGCCGUGAUGGGGAACUAUUCGGAGUUCCGGAGGGUGGUGCGGUUGCUGGAGCAAAAGUCGUUCGAUAGUGACAUUAACGUUUCGGUGUUUGAGACGAACAUCCGGAUUGUGGGCGGACUGUUGAGUGCGCACUUGAUGAGUCAUAAGGCGGGGGUGGAGCUGGAGGAGGGUUGGCCGUGUAAUGGGCCGCUGUUGAGGUUGGCGGAGGAUGUGGCGAAGCGGUUGCUGCCGGCGUUUGAUACGAGGACGGGGAUGCCGUACGGGACGGUGAAUUUGAAGUAUGGAGUUCCUUAUGGGGAGACGAGCGUGACCUGCACGGCUGGGAUUGGGACGUUUGUGGUGGAGUUUGGGGCGUUGAGUCGGUUGACGGGGGAUCCGAUCUACGAGGAGGUGGCGUUGAAUGCGUUGUACUCGUUGUACAAUCAUCGGUCGUCGAUUGGGCUGUUUGGGAAUCAUAUUGACGUGCAGACUGGACGGUGGACGGCGCAGGACGCGGGGAUUGGCGCCGGGGUUGAUUCGUACUACGAGUAUUUGGUGAAAGGAGCUAUCAUGCUGAACAAACCAGAUUUGAUGCACAUGUUCAACGAGGGACGGAAGGCCAUUGAUAAGUACUUAAAGCGGGACGAUUGGCACGUUUGGGUGUCGAUGAACAAGGGCCAGGUCACGUUGCCAGUGUUUCAGAGCUUGGAAGCGUACUGGCCGGGAGUGCUGAGUCUGUUUGGGGACACCAGCGUGGCCAUGAAAACCCUCCACAACUAUCAUACCGUUUGGAAGCAGUACGGAUUUUUGCCGGAAUUCUACAACAUUCCAAAUGCGGAAGCUGGAGCGAAUCGGGAGAACUACCCGCUCCGGCCGGAACUGAUCGAGUCGGUCAUGUAUCUGUACCGUGCUACCGGCGAUCCCUACCUGCUCGAAGUAGGUGAAGACAUCCUCCGGAGCAUUGAGUACAGUGCCAAAACGCCCUGUGGCUACGCAACGAUCAAAAACGUCCGUGAUCAUCACAAAGAAGAUCGUAUGGAGUCGUUCUUCCUCGCAGAAACCACCAAAUACCUCUACCUCCUGUUCGAUCCGGACAAUUUCAUCCACAACGAUGGCCGCGUCGGCACCGUCAUCAACACAACCCACGGCGAGUGCAUAAUCGAUGCCGGCGGCUACAUCUUCAACACCGAAGCCCAUCCGAUCGAUCCGUCCAUGCUCCGGUGCUGUCACGAAACCCCGAACCAAAAUCUCUUCGCCGGCUACAGCCGGGAAAAGUUCGCCGGAGAUCGGCUCGACCUAACCCGCACCCCAAAAGAACCCGAGCUGAAACCUCCCCAAGAAGUGGAAAACAUCUCCGUCGUCGAAGCCCAAAUCGAAGACUCCAUCCCGGCGGCCGUCCUCGAAGAACUCGGCGCCAAGCUAGCCGAAGCUCGGCAAGCCCUGGCCAAGAAGCGCCUCGAAGAAGCCUUCCAACGCGCCCAAGAAUCGCUCAAAGCACAACAAAACGAAUCCCCAACGAAUCUCUCCACCUCCGACGACAGCCUGAUCGUCCCAAUCGCCCCUUCCCCAACCACGAAACCCCCAACGGACGAUCCGGAACGGAUGACCACCGUCAAACUGACCCCUUCCGCCCGCGAUCCCGACGACAAAAGCGCAACGGCCGCACUCAAGCUGAACGAGAGCACUCCUCCGGAUGUCACAACCGGCGAGCGGGAAGUUCCGGAAGCGACGACCGUAGACGAAGACGACGAGCAGGACGAGGGCAAUCCGGCGAAAAAGUUCUUCUCGGAGAAUAGUUCCAGGGCGGGUGCGGUGGCGGACGGGGAGUCGGCGAUUCCGCCGACGGUUGGAGGGCAGGUUCCGCAGCAGCAGCAGAAGGGACUCAACGGAACGAUUGCGGAGAUGGUGCAGAACAUGUUCAAGACGAAGGUGUACCAGAAGAGUUUUGAUGCGAGGGUUAUGCUGGAGCGGGUUAGAGAAAACGGGAAGAACCGGAACGGGACGUGGGCCACGAAUUAUGGGCUGUUGACGUGCAAGGCGCAGCCGUUUUUGCAGCGGAUCACGUUAAUGGGGGAGUUUUAUUGAGGGGGAGAAUAAAAGAUUGAAAGGCAUUCCAGGGGAAAAAA